Guillardia theta CCMP2712 is the source of this 546-nucleotide messenger RNA. RefSeq lists its product as hypothetical. The coding region runs from base 1 to 546 and encodes 181 amino acids. The record is from RefSeq and is a predicted model, not a curated record. The transcript is spliced from 4 exons. Lineage: Eukaryota; Cryptophyceae; Pyrenomonadales; Geminigeraceae.
AUGCUGGGAAGCGCUCGAAGAUCGCUGCUUGCCGGUGUCGCCGUCUUCAACCUUGUGGCCCCCUUGAAUGCAUACUCCAGCAGCUUCGUGCAGAUUUCGGGCGGCUUCUCGAGGUUUCUUCUCUCAAGACGAGAUGCUCUGCGCGCUUGUCGACAAGUUUCGCCAUGCGUGAAUAUAUGGCGAGCAUGCGCUGUCUCUGCAUGUGAUGAUGGGGCUGGAGGAGAUGAAAGGAGCAGCAAGGCUCUCGCUGGAAGUGUUUAUGCCAUUACAGGGAAUUUCAGGCAAAGACGGGAGGAAACGAUCAAGCAGAUGGAAACUCUCGGGUGCCAGUUGAGCCCGACGGUUCACAAGCGAGUAGAGUUUGUACUGUGCGAUGACGACGCCUUGACUUCAGAGACAAAACAUGUCAGGAAAGCAGCCAAGUACAAGAUCCCUCUCGUCUCAAUCCAGUAUGUGGAGGAGUGUGUUCAAUUGGGGAAGAAGCUUCGCCCAGAGGAUUUCGACAAGACAAGGAGGAUUUCUGGUCUGCAACUAGAACAGGAAUGA